UGGCUCUGAGCGGAGUCGAGGACUCAGAACACCCGAGACGGCGAACGGGAAAACGCCAGAAAGGAUUUUUUUAAAAAGGACAUCUGAGCUGGGAAAUCGUCGCAGGUCCACGCGUUAACGGCGAUUCUCCAACUCGAAACAUCCCCCUUUUGUCUUUGCAAAGAAAGAAACUGCAAACUACAUUUUCUUUUCUUUUUUUGCAGGACUUGAUUCUUUUUGAGUUUCUACGUUAACGGAUACGUUAUAGCGUGGCCGUGGAUCGCUUAGUUUGUCGAAAGGAUACGUUGUCACACUGUAGGUGGGAAGUUUGCGAAACAACUUUGUCCGAGCUGUCGGAUGCGGCUUUGCCGUCUUUGCGGAGUUGCUUUAAUUGCUGUGUGUGUAAAGGAGUGUGCGAUCGGGCUGAAGGAAUACAGCGCAGAAGACAGCGCAUGAACUCGCUCCUUCGCCUCUUGGUAUUGGAGUGAGAGAACGCGCCGACAUCGUGCGUAAAAACUGGUCAGCGGUGUUUUUUCCAGUGGUUUUCCAAGGCGAAUAUUUAUCUCGGAACAUAGCCGGAGACUGCUGGAUUCACGAUGAAGAAAAGAAAAGUGCAGUGAUUCACGGGAGAAAAUUCAAAAGCUUGUUGAGCAGACCUUUCGGCAUAAGUUCUGACUUCGUACUCUCCGUAUUCAUGAUUUAUCUCGAUGUAUCCACAGCACUUGCAGAAAAGAGCAUUCUUUUGAACUGUGUAUAACUGUUUUUGCGCUAAGAUACAGAGGCAUUAACCGACUCUCCCGAAAGCAGGAAUUGAACUGGAUUUGUUGCGAAACCUGUUUGAACAUUUUUGGCUUCGAGGUCGGUCCUCGUCCCGUGGACUGCAUCAAGCCCGUUUGGAACGCCAGCGUCUUGUCGGCAUUGCCGGACAGAGCUCCGCGGUUCCUCGGCUGCACCGUCGCCGACAUGGAGGAGUGGAGACAGUGCGGUCGCUGGUUAAUAGACUGCAAGGUUUUGCCGCAGAACCACCGGGUCGUCUGGCCUUCGGCGGUCGUGUUCGACUUGGCUCAGGCGCUUCGGGAUGGUGUCCUCUUGUGCCAAAUGCUUCACAAUCUAUCCCCGGGAUCCGUGGACUUAAAGCAAAUCAACUUCAGGCCUCAGAUGUCCCAGUUCUUGUGUCUGAAGAACAUCCGAACGUUCCUCAAGGUGUGCCAUGACAAGUUCGGGCUGCGGAACAGCGAGCUCUUCGAUCCGUUUGACCUGUUUGACGUGAGGGACUUUGGGAAGGUGAUCUCCGCCCUCUCCAGAAUCUCUCACCACAGCAUCGCCCAGAUCAAAGGCAUCAGGCCUUUUCCAUCAGAGGACACAGCUCUCAAUGAAGAUGACGUCUACCGAAGCCUGGAGGAGCUGGCGGAUGAGCAUGAUGUGGGUGAGGAUGACAUCUAUGACUGCGUUCCUUGUGAAGAUGAAGGAGACGAUAUCUACGAGGACAUCAUUAAGGUGGAGGUUAGGCAGCCCAUGAUUCGAUACAUGCAGAAAAUGGGCAUGACGGAGGACGACAAGAGAAAUUGCUGCCUGGUGGAAAUUCAGGAGACUGAGACAAAGUACUACAAGACCCUGGAGGACAUUGAGAAGAAUUAUAUGAUUCCGCUCAAACAGGUGUUAAGUCCACAAGAGAUGGAGGCCAUCUUCGUAAAUCUGGAGGACAUUAUCAGGGUCCACUUUGCUUUGCUGAGAGCCAUUGACCUGAACAUGGUGGCUGGAGGCAGUGGCUUAGGAAAGAUCUUUCUAGACUUCAAGGAAAGGUUGCUGAUCUACGGCCAGUACUGCAGCCACAUGGAGCACGCUCAGAAGACCCUCGACGAGCUGAUCGCCGUCCGGGAGGAGGUGAAGACCAAAGUGGAGGAGUGCACCAUGAAAGUUCAGGAAGGGAAGUUCAAGCUGCAGGAUCUGCUGGUGGUUCCCAUGCAGAGGGUCCUGAAAUACCAUCUACUGCUCAAGGAGUUGCUGAGUCACUCAACAGACCGCCCUGAACGGCAGCAGCUGAAAGAGGCCCUGGAGGCCAUGCAGGACCUGGCCAUGUACAUCAACGAGGUGAAGAGAGACAAUGAGACCUUGAAGAAAAUAAGUGAAUUCCAAAGCUCGAUAGAAAAUCUGCAAGUGAAUCUGGAGGAGUAUGGGAGACCAAAGAUAGAUGGAGAACUGAAAGUCUGCUCUAUAGUAAACCGAACCAAACAAGACCGAUACAUAUUCCUCUUUGACAAAGUGGUAAUCGUGUGCAAGAGGAAAGGCUACAACUAUGAGCUGAAAGAGAUCAUCGAGCUCCAGUUUUACAAGAUGUCCGACGACCCCACCAACAACAGGGACAUGAAAAAGGCCAGUGGAAAGAUGUGGUCCUACGGAUUCUACCUGAUCCAUCUGAAAGGGAAACAAGGCUUCCAGUUCUUCUGUAAGACGGAGGACACCAAGAGAAAGUGGAUGGAGCAGUUUGAGAUGGCCAUGUCAAACAUCAAGCCAGAGAGAGCCACAGCCAAUCAGCACAACUUCCAGAUGCACACAUUUGAAAAGAAUACCAACUGCAGGGCCUGCAAGAUGCUUUUGAGGGGUAUCUUCUACCAGGGUUACUACUGUUCCCGCUGUGGGACCGGCGCUCAUAAAGAGUGCCUGGAGAUCAUCACCAUCUGUAAAAUAAGUCCCCAUGAUUGUGAGCCCGGACUUCCCCAGUCAGGUCCAAAGAUGGUGGCCAUCAGGAACUACCACGGCACACCCGCCCCGCCGGGCCGGUGCCCGCUCUCCUUCCAAACGGGGGAUGUCAUCGAGCUUCUGAAGGGAGACCCCGACACAUCCUGGUGGGAGGGCAGGCUCGUUCAGUCCCUGAAGACAGGCUACUUUCCCAGCUCCAGUGUCAAACCUUGCCUGGACCCAAAGCCACUCCAGACCUUCCCCAGCAGGCAGUGUUCCAGAGAGACGGAUUAUUAUGUUUAUCCGUGGUUUGCUGGGAACAUGGAGAGGCAGCAGGCCGAUAACCUGCUGAAGUCCCACAGCAGUGGCACGUACCUGAUCCGAGAGCGCACAGCCGAGGCGGAACGGUUCGCCAUCAGCAUCAAGUUUAAUGAUGAAGUAAAGCACAUUAAAGUCAUCGAAAAAGACAACUGGAUUCACAUCACAGAAGCAAAGAAAUUCGAAAGCCUCCUGGAGUUGGUUGAGUAUUAUCAGUCUCACUCACUGAAAGAAAGCUUUAAGCUGCUGGACACCACGUUACGGUAUCCGUACAAAUCCCGAGAGCGCUCCAAUUCUCGGGCCAGUACCCGCUCUCCAGCAGCCCCCUCCGCUUCCUACAACUUCUCCUUCCUCAGUCCUCAGGGCCUCAACUUCUCCUCUCAGACCUCAGCUCCCUUCUGGUCAGUCUUCACUCCCAGGGUGGUCAGCACGGCCGUUGCCAGGUAUAACUUCGCUGCUAGAGACAUGAGAGAGCUGUCUCUGAGAGAGGGGGACAUCGUCAAGAUCUACAGCAAGAUCGGAGGGGACCAGGGAUGGUGGAAAGGGGAGGCUAAUGGCAGGAUUGGUUGGUUCCCCUCAACGUACGUUGAUGAGGAAGGCGUGCAGUGAGGCCGUGAUGUCAUCUGUGCUCUCUCCAAUCAGAUUCACCCUCCUGUCCUGGGCCCUCUGGGAGAGGAGGACUCUCUUGGUUUCCGUGGAAACGCUUUGUGGAUUUUCUUUUUUCUGGAAGCUGAUUUUACAGUGAAUAUUUGUAUCUGUUUCUUUGUCAUGUAUGAAUCUGCUCCCCACCCCCCACCCCUGCCCUGAAUCCACAUGCUUCGGAUCAUGUGGAAUCUGUGUAGAAAACUGAAUGGACUCGGUCCUGUUCCUUUCCAAGGUGGUGGUAGAGAAACUGUGAAUGGUGCGGAUGUUUGUACAGCCGGAACCUCUAGCACUGCCCCUGCUGAGCCUGCGCUUGUGUAAAGAGAACAACAAAGACUCCUGUGGCCAGCAGAGAGAGCUGUGGCGUGUAUAGAUAAUUUAUUCAAGAGAAGUAUCUAUGAUAAAAGAAUGAUGUUGGAAGUUUAUUGUUAAGAAGAGUAACAAGAAAAAGAAAAAGCACUUUGCAUUUCUUUACAGAGAGAACUAGCCUUAGUAGCUACGCCAAUGCCUUCUGGGCUGACAGGAAUGGUGGUGGAAAUGUGCUAUAUGGAAACACACACACACACACACACACACACACACACACAUACACACACUCACACACACAUACACACA
Messenger RNA from Electrophorus electricus (electric eel), 4233 nucleotides. RefSeq names its product vav 2 guanine nucleotide exchange factor (gene vav2). Gene Ontology annotation, cellular component: cytoplasm. Gene Ontology annotation, molecular function: guanyl-nucleotide exchange factor activity; protein binding. The record is from RefSeq and is a predicted model, not a curated record. Gene Ontology annotation, biological process: cell migration; regulation of GTPase activity; intracellular signal transduction. Lineage: Eukaryota; Metazoa; Chordata; Actinopteri; Gymnotiformes; Gymnotidae.